CACGAGCUUUCCUAAAUAGAUCCAGAGUGUCAGUUGAGAAGAAGACGACGAAAUAAAGAUGAGUCUCACUGCUAAGGACAAGUCUAUCGUCAAGGCCUUCUGGGGCAAAGCGUCCUCCAAGGCCGAUGACAUCGGGGCUGAAGCUUUUGGCAGAAUGCUCACCGUAUACCCCCAGACAAAGACUUACUUCGCCAGUUGGUCCGACCUGAGCCCCGGAUCCGCUGCUGUGAAGAAGCACGGAAGAACUAUCAUGGGCGGAAUCGCUGAGGCGGUUGGCCACAUUGAUGACCUUACUGGCGGUUUGGCCUCGCUCAGUGAACUGCACGCUUUCAAGCUGCGGGUGGACCCUGCUAACUUCAAGAUUCUUGCGCACAACCUCAUAGUGGUCUUGGCCUUGUUCUUCCCUGCGGAUUUCACUCCUGAGGUUCACAUGGCUGUUGACAAGUUCUUCCAGAACGUGGCCUGGGCUCUGUCCGAGAAGUACCGCUAAACCGCCCAUAGGAGCGGAGUAUCCAAUGAUGCAGUUCUAUGCUGACAUAAAUAUGUCUGAAUAAAGUCCCAUUAAUACAGCA
This is a messenger RNA of Electrophorus electricus (electric eel), 572 nucleotides long. RefSeq names its product hemoglobin subunit alpha. Gene Ontology annotation, molecular function: oxygen carrier activity; haptoglobin binding; organic acid binding. Gene Ontology annotation, biological process: hydrogen peroxide catabolic process; oxygen transport. Gene Ontology annotation, cellular component: hemoglobin complex; blood microparticle; haptoglobin-hemoglobin complex. Lineage: Eukaryota; Metazoa; Chordata; Actinopteri; Gymnotiformes; Gymnotidae. The record is from RefSeq and is a predicted model, not a curated record.